AAAACCUUCGAGAAUCCCUUCCUCACUAAUGGGGUUGGGCGCACGUUCUAUAUAAACUGCCAUGAUCCAUUUGCUCACCAUUCAAACUCGCCUCCUAUGGCUUCACGAACAUCUCUUUCUGCCUCUGACUUUUCCGUUUAUCCUUCCGGUUCCACAUCCACAAGGCAUAAUAACACCCCAAUCCGACCUUCACCAAGUAAAGUCUGGAUCGAUCCUGCAGCAUUACCCGACUCUGGCGAUAUAUCAACUAUACAAGGCAAUGCACCUGACUAUGUGAAGCAGCUCAACAACAAUACCUACUUUUCAUAUGGCGUCGGUGACGAACAUUGCUUCGGAUAUCAGGUCGGAAAAGACGUCAAGUUCGUCGAUAUCAAUAUCGAUAGAAAAUUGGAGCGUCAAGGGAAAAUGGAAGCAACCACAGUAGCAGAAGUUACCGUCAAUAAGUAUAUGCUCAAUGGCGCGGGAAUGCUCCAUGGUGGUUGCAUAGCAUACCUCAUCGACAACUGCUGUAGCACUCCUCUAAUCGUUCUGGGAUUGGUCCAGAAUGUCAAUGGUGUGGGUGUCACUCAGUCAAUGAACGUACAAUACCACGCACCUGCUUCGAUUGGUACGCGAUUAAGUAUCAUCAGUACUUCCGUAUCUUUAGGAGGUCGCGUCAUGACAUCGAGAUGUGAGAUUCUUGACAAGAAAUCGGGCCGCGUAAUCGCAAGCGCGUUUCUAAAUAAGAUGCAACCAAAUAUCCCCAAGUUAUGAAGGAUACCUCACAGCGAAACUCGUACAUCCAUGGGAUUGAGAAUCUCAUGGUUGUGAAAAAAAUGAAAAGGUGCCAAUUUGGACAAUUUUCUGCAUGACCUCUAUGAUCUUUGAAUGAAGUCAUGUAUCCCGCUACUCUAUUUACUCUGUAGAUAUAAUUGUAGAUUACUCUUCUUCACCUGUAUACCCCCAGAUAACAAUCACACGUUUUACCAGCC
Molecule: messenger RNA, 971 nt
Organism: Marasmius oreades (fairy-ring Marasmius)
Lineage: Eukaryota; Fungi; Basidiomycota; Agaricomycetes; Agaricales; Marasmiaceae
Exons: 6
Coding region: 97-753 (218 amino acids)
Molecular function (GO): fatty acyl-CoA hydrolase activity
Source: RefSeq, a predicted model, not a curated record